UUUGUUGUUGAUGAAAAAGGGGAUUGUUUGGAGAUUGCUUUCAAUGAAGAUUCACUAAUGGUUAUUUGCCAAUUUGCGAGAGGGUUUCCUCAAUUUGAUUGAUCAAGUCUACUGAGGUUUCAUUUCAACUAAGGAAAUGGCUGCCAAGGAGUCACCACGCUUGGAGCAACUCCCUAUUUGGAUUGGCAAUUUCCAAUUUGGAUCAGUGAAUUUUUAAUUUCUAGUAUCAGGUCAGCGAUUCACAGAUACAUUGUUGGAGAUUUGAAAGCGAUAAUUUAUAGUGCAUACUCUGCUAAUGGAUAAGGUUCGAGAUACCAAUAACCUCAACUCUUAGAACGUGAAAGUUAAGCGCAAAACCGACUCUCUUAUGGACACCCCUCCUCAUCCUAGAAGUCAGGCACAUAUAUUCUGGAAGACACUUGUCUUGUUUUGAAGGGGGUUGGAUGCACAUUAUGUAGCUGCAGAAGUACUUCUCGAGAUCUCAGCUAGUCUUACCUUUCUACUAGUGAUAGACACUCCCACUUUGCUCAACCAUCUCCAUUAAGAGACAUAUACAUGGAAGCUUAUAAAAAAGAGGAUAAAAGCAAGAAUCCUAAAAAAGAAGGAGAAGAGCAAGAACGUAACCAAGCAAGAGCAAAUGCAAGGAAUAGCUACAUGGAGGAUUGAAGUAAAAGGAAUAUAUUGAGGACAAGAAGUUCACAAGGGCAAGUCGGAUUGUACAAAUACCACCAUUAAGAGAAAGAAGGUAAUGCCAGAAACUCCAACGUCUUCAAAGAAGAUCUCGAAAUGGUCCAAUGUUACUCGGAGGCAUUCCCAACGUUUACAGAAGCCAGUCUUUCCUAAUUCAAAUGAUGCAGGCACAGAGCCUGUGAUUGAGGAUAUAGAAGUCAGUGAUAGUGAUGAUGAUUCUUCAAAGGCAUUUCAUGAGGCAGACACUCGGUUUGUUGCUUCUGAAGAACAAAUGGAAGAGAAAACGGACACUUUGGUUUCACUUCUCGAAGAUAAAGAAAAGAUCAUAGAAGAAUUGUUGUCCGAUCAACUUUGUAUGCCCUUUUCAUCUGAGAGCAUGACAUCGGUUGAAGUCCAAAAGUUGAUGGAGAAAAAGAAUAAGUUCAAAAGCUUGUAUAUCAAUUGUCAUAGGAAGCUUGACAUUUUAAGACAGGAAAAUGUUGAACUCAGAAAGAAGUUGGAAAAUGCUCUUGGCAAGAUAGAAGGAUUUGACAAGGGAUUUGACAAGGGAUCACAGCAGGUAUUUGCUGAAGCAUUCGAGAAAUUCAAAAAUGAAAUAUUAGCUUCAACAUCAAAAAAGAUCAUUGAAACAGACCGGCACGGAUCAUCUUUGAGUCCAGUGUCAAUGCUUGAAAGUGCAACACUUUCCUUGGUUGACAAUAUCGCUUCAGGGAACACUACUAAGCCCGAAUCUAUGAGUAAGAGGCCUGCAAGAGGCAGCCGAAUGAAGUGAACUGGGAGAGUGAGGUGAUGUAUAUACCAUGUACUUUCCGUAUUCCGGAAACUUUUAUGUGAAGCUGACCUUGUUUUGGCUUAUACAAUCCAAAUUUGACAAGCAUGACGUAACGUAGUUUGAUCUUUUGUUUUUUUAGGGCCUGUUGGAUAAAACAGGAUUUUGGAUAUCAGAAAUUUGAAAAUCAGGAUAUUAGUAAAUAUGGUGUUAUCCUAAUACGUACUUUCUUGUAACUGUUUAGACUGUUUAUAUUUCAGGAUUAUUUACAGGUA
Molecule: messenger RNA, 1734 nt
Organism: Amborella trichopoda
Lineage: Eukaryota; Viridiplantae; Streptophyta; Magnoliopsida; Amborellales; Amborellaceae
Source: RefSeq, a predicted model, not a curated record